AUGCCUGGAUGCAUGGCAGCACAAAGGAGCCAUUGCUCAACUCUAGGAGGGUCUUUGGCGUAUGUUGCGAACGGAAACAAACCCACACGCGCAUGCCGCUACGUUCGGCCCCUUGCUGAAACAUGGCGUUGA
Molecule: messenger RNA, 132 nt
Organism: Trichoderma gamsii
Lineage: Eukaryota; Fungi; Ascomycota; Sordariomycetes; Hypocreales; Hypocreaceae
Exons: 2
Coding region: 1-132 (43 amino acids)
Source: RefSeq, a predicted model, not a curated record